CGAAUGUACUGAGAACAAUGAUGAGUGUAACAGAAGCCGAGACAAUCGCUGACUUGGUGCAGAAAUUAGUUGUAUCGUUAUGUGGUGAACAAAAGCCAGAAGUAAUACGAAAACUUUUGCGGCUAUCGCUGGGUGUACUGUCUUCGGCACAAGGCUCGGAAACAUUACGAGAGGAUGAAGUUACAGUGGCAAGCCUUAUUCGCGACAAACUCUCGUUACAAGAUGCUCUACAAUUUGAUAAACUUCAUAAUAACUUGAAAGAUGGGCCACUUAAAAAUAGGAUAAGUAUUCUAUUAUUUCUAUUAUACGUUGGUCAAUCGCCAGACCAAAUUAGGGAGAGAAAUUUUUCAAUCCCAGAUAUGAGAUUAGCUUUAGCUACAUCUGCACCUCUUCCUGCAAGUGGUCAAUCAUCUCAAACAUCGUGUACUCAUGCACAAGUAGUCUCACUGAGCACAGAUUCAAGUAUAUGUGGUCCUAGUAGGAUACUUAACGAGGACUGCAUUUCUGAAGAUUUAAUCGUUCAAGAUUUGAUAUACUCCUUCCAAGGAAUUGAGGGAAGAAUUCUCAAAUUAGACCCAAAUUAUGGAUUUCAAAUUGAUCCAACUGUGAGCAUGAACAGAUCACACAAACAAGCAGUACUGAGGCUCAGUGAACUUGGUUAUUUAUAUAAUGUAAUAAAAAGGGGUUUGGAAAGAAUGUCAAUGACUGGUGCUGGUCGCGUCGUGGAAAGCUUCAUUGCUGCGCUAAAUCAUGAACUGACUGAUUAUUAUAGGUUCAUUGCCAUCGUACAAGAGGAACUCAAUAGAGCACAAAGUUCAUCUGGAUUGUACAACGUAACGCUCUCUCAUCUACAUGUUUGGGCAUACGAUCCUUUGGAAUCUUUAAAGUGGUUGGCAAGUAUUAUCAGAGCCUGUCAAGGAAGGAAAGGUGGAGCUUUAGCUUCAGCAGUAUAUGCUUUCAACCAUCAUGGAGAUCGUGGUGUACAAAAACUAGUGAAGAGAAUUCUGGAAAGUGUCUGCGACCCUCUUUGCAAUAUGUUAUUGAGAUGGAUCGUAGAUGGUGAAUUAGACGAUCCAUUUAAUGAGUUCUUUGUAGAAGCCUGUGCAGAUGUGGCUGGUGAAAGAAUGUGGCACGAGAAGUACCAGGUCAGAGACGCGAUGGUUCCUUCCUUCAUAUCCAAGUCACAAGCCAGGCAAAUACUGGGUACUGGAAAGAGUAUUAAUUUCCUACGGGAAGUUUGCAAAGACUUUGCACCUUUGGAAGAGCGCAAUGCAAGUGUAUUCAAAAAUGGGGCAGACGACUUUAAAGUCGAUGCGUUCUUUGAUAUGGAUCCUGAUGGGCGUUUGCAGACCAUGAUGAACACAGCUUAUAAAGAGACCUCUACUAGAGUCGUUGAAGUUCUCACUAAGCAGUAUCAACUUAUGGACCAUUUACAGGGAAUCAAGGGAUACUUGUUACUCGGCCAGGGUCAUUUCGUUCAGCAUCUCAUGCAUUUACUCGAGCCUGAAUUAGCAAAACCAGCAAAUUCCCUGUAUCCGCAUAACAUCGCCUCAAUUUUGGAGACAGCAAUUAGAGCAACUAGCAUGAAAUUCGAUGAAUUAGAUGUACAGAGACGUUUAGAUGUAAGGUUCCUCGCUCCAUCUGAAAAUGAAACUGGUUGGGACGUCUUCGUCUUAGACUAUAAUGUUGCGGGUCCAAUUGGAACAAUUCUUGCGCCAUGUAGAGAAACAUACCAAACGGUAUUUUUUGCACUGUGGCGAGCUAAACGAAUGGAAUCCAUUCUAUCGACUAUCUGGAAUCAACAGAUCACAUCUGCAAAGAUGUUCAGGAAGAUGCCCGAAGUCUUACCUAUACAGAAUCAUAUUCAUCUUAUUACUAGUAGUAUGGUACACCUGGUGCAUCAAAUGCAGUAUUAUUUCCUUUUUGAAGUUAUCGAAUGUUCUUGGGAUACGUUUGCAAAACAACUCGGACAGGCUGCGUCCCUUGAUGAAAUCAUUGCGGCACACACGAAUUUUGUAGAGUCAGUACGGCAUGGCACUCUACUCGACGAGGAAUCUAAGGAACUGAUGGAUCAUCUACGUUCUGUCUAUGGUCCAAUUUUGGAGUUGCAAAAUCUUGAGGAAACCUUCUUAGCUAGAACUAUGCAGGAAUACGAAGCACGUAACAGGAUCGACAAAUUCGUUGAUAAAACAAGUGAACAGACAAAGCAGUGGGGAAAAUGUACUAGUGAUGACACAGAGAAUGCAGAGCGACAAACAGCUUUCACAAAGUACCUCAACACUCUUUCGAUUCAACUUAAAUUCUUGUCGAGGAUGUAUCAGGACCGAGUACAAAAGUUCCUCCUAAUGCUCGCUUCUGCAGAGGAUGCGUCUCUUCAGUUGCUCAGUGUUCGGCUGGAUUUUAAUGAGUAUUACAAGAGCAAAGAUAGCAGAUUAGUUGCACCGUUAACCUACCAACACCGUCGACAAAGCGAACAGAUAUUCCUGGCGUGCAAGUGACCAUUAUUACGGAGGAUGCUUUCUGCGUUCCACUGUAAUUAUUCUAAUGGAUCAGUUUCAUACAUUACUAAGAGGCUGAUCAUUUGAAGCCAUAAAUAACAAAAUGUUUAUAAUUUGAUAACUGUGGCUCGAGGAACGGGCUCACAGUCACUUCGUAAUAAAUACAAUUUAACUUU
Messenger RNA from Orussus abietinus, 2674 nucleotides. RefSeq names its product gamma-tubulin complex component 3 (gene Grip91). NCBI's taxonomy places the organism in Eukaryota, Metazoa, Arthropoda, Insecta, Hymenoptera, Orussidae. Gene Ontology annotation, cellular component: equatorial microtubule organizing center; spindle pole; centrosome. Gene Ontology annotation, molecular function: microtubule minus-end binding; gamma-tubulin binding. Gene Ontology annotation, biological process: meiotic cell cycle; spindle assembly; mitotic cell cycle. The record is from RefSeq and is a predicted model, not a curated record. The coding region runs from base 18 to 2498 and encodes 826 amino acids. The transcript is spliced from 11 exons.